GGCCGGGGACGGGGGGAGGACGGAGACUUCGAAGCAGCGUCUGAGAUUCCGAAGGAGGCCGUACCGGUACCGGUGCGCACGAGGCGCACGUUAACCACCAGCCCCCUUAUUUUAGGGGGAAGGAUAAAUGGAUGAAAACAGAUAUAGAAUAUGCUUUGCGAAAAACCCCCUUAAGCCCUCUCGGGAGCUCAUUUUGUCGUCGUUCUUCCCACCGGAUAACUGCGUCUUUAUCUGAACCGCGAGUCCAGCAGCGAGAGAGACGGAGAAUCUUCCUCCAUUUCGAUGGCGUCAGCGAUCUCCUUGCACAGCCCUCCCCUCCUCCUCUUGCAGGGUACUAACAGUAAAGACAUUACCGAAAUGGGUAAGGCACCUACAAGCUCUCACGUUGCUAACAUGCAGCAAAGGAAGUAUGGGGCAACAUGCUGUGUGGCAGGGGGAUUAACAUCUAGAUCUCGCUAUGCCUCCAGCUCGGCACUCCGACAAUUUUCUAAAACAGCCCCCAUCAAAUACGACAGGAUGGUUGAGAUCAAGUCUAUGGCCACUGACUUGGGUCUGCAGGCGAAAGUAACAAACAAAUGCUUCUUUGAUGUGGAAAUCGGGGGAGAACCUGGUGGUAGAAUAGUCAUUGGCCUCUUUGGAGAUGAUGUUCCAAAAACUGUUGAGAACUUCCGUGCUUUAUGCACAGGUGAAAAGGGAUAUGGCUACAAAGGAUGCUCGUUCCAUCGUAUCAUUAAGGAUUUUAUGAUCCAGGGGGGGGAUUUCACUAGAGGAAAUGGAACUGGAGGAAAGAGCAUCUAUGGUUCAAGUUUUGAAGAUGAGAACUUUGCAUUGAAGCAUGUUGGACCUGGAGUAUUGAGCAUGGCUAAUGCUGGUCCUAACACUAAUGGGAGCCAAUUUUUCAUAUGCACUGUGAAGACUCCAUGGUUGGACAAUCGCCACGUUGUGUUCGGACAUGUCGUUGACGGGAUGGAUGUUGUGCGGAAACUUGAAUCUCAGGAGACAAGUCGAUCGGAUGUGCCUCGGCAGCCAUGCAGAAUUGUGAACUGUGGGGAGCUUGCCCUGGAUGGUUGAUUCACAUGAGUUGGCCGGUUGCAAUGCGGAGCACAAAUUUUGGUAAUGCGUUCCGGUUUUGUCAAGUUUCAUAUGGCAGCUCUUUGUCGGGUCAGGAUUUUUUUUUAAAACUGGAAGUUCAUGUUCGCUUAGUGACUCCAUUGGCGAUUCCGACUUCUGUGGUAGCCCAUGAAAUUUGGGUUCUGUCUCGCAAUUGUUUCACAAGGAAAGUGAAUUUUCAAAUGACCCGUAAUUUUACUCAUGCGGCUCUGAUAAUGCGAAGUGCUAAGUCUUUUGAGGCUCUGAUGUAG
Molecule: messenger RNA, 1361 nt
Organism: Rhodamnia argentea
Lineage: Eukaryota; Viridiplantae; Streptophyta; Magnoliopsida; Myrtales; Myrtaceae
Product: peptidyl-prolyl cis-trans isomerase
Exons: 7
Coding region: 283-1071 (262 amino acids)
Biological process (GO): protein folding; protein peptidyl-prolyl isomerization
Molecular function (GO): peptidyl-prolyl cis-trans isomerase activity
Source: RefSeq, a predicted model, not a curated record